AUGAUUGAAAGCACAAUCGACCUCCUCUACACAAACUCGUCUGUGAUGUACGAUCGGCACUUUUAUUCGCAUCCCAUCCCGGUAAACGACACUCGUGAUGCAUAUGCUUUUACCGUCGAGUUCAGCCGAGAAUGCUUGGGCGAAGCUGUUUAUGAUCCAUCGAUUACAACCUUUGACAUAAUCAUUUUCCGUUUCUUCGAUGAUAUUUUGGAGGCUGUGCCGAUAUCUGAAUUCAUCGUUCGCUACUCAAUAAUCGGAACUGGUGUCACUUCCAAACAUACUCUUCAUGUCGUUGGUGCAAGUGAAAAUGAGACAGAGUCUCUUGGAUCAAAGCGACUGCUUUACAACCAUGACGAGUUGAACGAGUUUCACGAGCCUCCAAAACGGCAUAUCGAUUUUAUCAAAUUAUCAAUCUGGGUCAAUGUUACAGCUAAAGUUGUUAAUCUGAGUAACGGGACCGCAAAGAGCCACAAAGAAAGAACAGUAAAGCUCCCGGUCCCAAAUGGUGCGAAAAGACUAGCUGUUAGAAGAGGACUCAGGCAUUGUAUUGCAUACAUGACAUCGCACUCACAGCAGUUGGCGAUCUCUCGACGUUUUACAGUUGAACACAAAUUCCAGAACAAAUCAGGCCGAAACUCUUACGUCGACGAGGAAAACUUCGAUAUUGCUUACAGAUUUGCAGCCAUUCACUAUGCUAUCAUUAUUUUCUGUCUUCUAUCUGGAAUCGUGAUUUACUUCUCCGCAUGGGCUCAGUCGGAAGAAUACAUCGAUUUGAAUGUGAUACACUUGGUGCGUGCCGAAUGGAGAGCGAUUCGCGAGGCUCGAAGACAAAUGAAAAACAGUGGAAAGAAUGAGAAAAAGGUC
Molecule: messenger RNA, 864 nt
Organism: Mesorhabditis belari
Lineage: Eukaryota; Metazoa; Nematoda; Chromadorea; Rhabditida; Rhabditidae
Source: the annotation of a GenBank genome assembly